UGUUGUGGCUGACUACGUUCGAAAAAUACGUCCAUUUCGCACCGACAACUUUCUUCUUUGCUUGCUCAGCUUCCUUCUCCAUAAUGCAAUGAACAUGAUUGAAACAGAUUCACGAACACAGAUGUCCAGAAUACUGUGGAAUUAUGAAAUGAAAACAGAGCUUUUUCGUAUUGGCUUCAAUGUGGAAGGCAUACCCGUGUUCGCCGGUCGACGUCACGCGCAUACGUCAUCCUCAGAGGCGUUUCGAACCGGAAGUUUAGCGGCAAAUUUAAAAUGUCACUUUAUAAGUUAACCCGGCCGUAUUGGCAUGUGUUAUAAUGUUAAGAUUUCAUCAUUGAUAUAUAAACUAUCAGACUGCGUGGUCGGUAGUAGUGGGUUUCAGUAGGCCUUUAAUAAUACUAACACAUCAUUAACAUGUUAGCUUAUUAGCUCAUGCUAACAACGGUAGUUUAAUUACAAUACAACAGCAUGUACAAACAUGCAUGAAAACUCCUACAGACAUCACACAUCGGACGGUUUAGUAACUAUGAAUUGUUUUAGUUAUAUUGUAAAACUUACAAAUGCUUCUCGGAGUGAUGAAUGAAGAAUCCGUACGAAUAGACACGCUAGAAGACGGAAAAGCACUUCUACUUCCGGUUGAAAGGACUAAAUGGAAGGACUUGUCUAAAAGAUGGCGCCAUAGCACAAACAUUAACACACCUUAUUAGUGUGUUUGCUUUGUUUUUUGGGUUUUUUAACUAUUUGCAUUAUGGCAAUCUGCAAAAAAAUUUUUAUAAAUUUUCUGCACUGUUUUAUAAGAUGCAGGGGUCAAAGCAUAGGGGAAAAAAUGGCUGCAUUAUGGCCAUCAGCAAAGAAAAAUUUAUAAAUUCUCUGCACUGAUUUAUAAGAUGCAGGCGUCAAAGCAUAGGGGAAAAAAAUAGCUGCUUAUAGUCCGGAUUUACGAUACUGUGGUGACUAUUCUUGAUCCGUCCUGAGCUGCAACGCACUACAUUAUAUGGGUCUCCAUUUCAUUUGUUUUGUAUUUGUCACGGCGCGGGCUCGAACUCGCUUUUCCCCGGCAGCUGGGUCUUCCAGCACCUCCGCUGGCAGCGCGCCGAGACACGCCCCUGCUUGCGCUGGCCGCGUCACGCCCACAUGCCUGCAAGGCUGUGGGCAAUCUGCACACCUGGGACCGAUAAGGGCGAGCUGGAUAAAGGACCAGUGGACCCAAGGAUCCUUGCUGGAACUUAGUUACCCUUUGUAUACCGAAAGCCGACAAGCCUUAUGCUCUCUGUCUCUCUCUGCGUUUUUCCCUCCGUGUUCUGAUGUCCUUGUUGUCCUCCCACAGUGCCUUCCUGAGUCUUACCCAUUGUGAUCUACCGUUGUUCCCUUGUGGAUUUGGACUGCCUUCCUUGAUCCUCGACCCUCGCCUGGACACGGACCUUGUCACUUCUCUCCUGCCCUCGACGGUUUGCUUGUGCACGGACUGCCUUACUGCUUAGUCCCUCCUCUCGCUCUCCUCAACACUAGACGUCCAGCAGCCCCCCCACGUUAAAGAGGAAGAGGAGGCUCCACAGCCCCCCCACAUGAAAGAGGAAGAGGAGGAAGUGUGGAUCAGUCAGGAGGGAGAGUGUCUUGUAGGGCAGGAGGAGGAUGAUGUCACCAAGUUUCCACUGACUGUUGUCUCUGUGAAGACUGAAGAGCAUGAAGACAAACCACCUGAGUCCUCACAGCUUCAUCACAGUCCAAUCAUCCAGCAGCAGCUUAAAAGUCAAGAACAAGGUGUCCCUCGAUUGCAGGGAGGGGGCUUCACUUUGUGGCGGGUAAAUGCAUGGGCCCCCUGUAUUAAAGAGGAAGAGGAGGAGCCACAGCACCCUCAUUUUAAAAAGGAAGAAGAGGAGCCACAUUCCCUUCAUUGUAGAGAGGAUGAUGGGUCACGUUCGCCCCGUAUUAAAGAAGAGGAGCCACAGCCACCUCAUUUCAAAGAGGAAGGGGAGGAGCCACAUCCCCCUUACUCUAAGGAGGAAGAGGAGGAAGUGUGGAUCACUCAGGAGGGAGAGUGUCUUCUAGGGCAGGAGGAGGGUGAUCCCACCAAGUUUCCACUGACUGGUGUCUCUGUGAAGACUGAAGAGCAUGAAGAGAAACCACCUGAGUCCUCACAGCUUCGUCACAGUGCAGGUGAGGAGAAGAGAGAGGCGGAGCCUCCAAGCAGCAGCGCAACACAACACAUGACAACAGAAGCUGAUGGAGACCACUGUGGAGGAUCACAAGCUGUCCAUGUUUUAGCUCCACUAUCAGAUAGUGAGGACACAACGUCGCGGGUUCAUGUAAAUAUGGAGUCACACACCAGAAAAAACCCUUUCAGUUGUUCAGUCCGCGUGGAAAGACUCCCGGUCAAAGAUUACAUGCCAUCGCACCUGAGAACGCACACAGGAGAAAAACAUUUCAGUUGUCCAGUGUGUGCUAGAAUCUUCCGUGUCAAGGGUAGCAUGCAGAGACACACCAGAACACACACAGGAGAAAAACCUUUCAGUUGUUCAGUGUGUGCGAAACGCUUGUGUGACAAGAGGAGCAUGCAAAGACACAUGAGAACGCACACAGGAGAAAAACCUUUUAGUUGUUCAUUAUGCGCUAAAAGAUUCUCUCAUAAAAGUAGCUUGCAAACACACAUGAGAACUCACACGGGAGAAAAACCUUUCAGUUGUUCAGUGUGCGGUAAAAGAUUCUCUGAAAAGAGUAAAGUGCGAAAGCACAAAAGAACACACAUGGGGAAAAAGCCUUUCAGUUGUUUGGUGUGCAGUAAAAGAUUCUCAGAGAAAGGUCACCUGCAGAGACACAAGAGAACGCACACGGGAGUAAAACCGUUCUGUUGUUCAGAGUGUGGCCGACGAUUCAGUGAAAAAGAAAGAAUGCAGAGACACAUGAGAACCCACUCAGGAGAAAAACUGUUCAGCUGCGUAGUGUGUGGUAAAAGAUGCUCUGACAAAAAUAGCAUUCAAAUACACAUGCGCACGCACACCGGAGAAAAGCCGUUCGGUUGUUCGGUGUGCGCCAAAAGAUUCUGUGUCAAAGAAAGCAUGCAAAGACACGCGAGAACGCACACAGGAGAAAAACCUUUCAGUUGUUCAGUGUGCGGUAAAAGAUACUCUGACAAAAGCACUAUUCAAAAACACAUUAGAAAGCACACAGGAGGCAAACCUCCCAGUUCAGUCUGUGGAAGUCCUCUUUAAAUGGACCUUAUAGUCAGUAAAGUGAAGUCCGGCUCAUUAAAUAUGUGUGGUGGUCUGUUCUCAAUGGGUACGAGGCACCAUUUUGCCUAUUCUUGAAGAAACAUGACCUAUGCGUGCAUUGGUUUCGGUUGUACGAACUGUUCGAAUCGCGAAAUGGAUAAAUGUUUCUUCAGAGUAAGGCAGGCUUAUGUUGUGCUAAAAUAAAUUAAGUAAAUUAAUAAUAUAAUAUAUGGCAGCACGGUGGAA
This is a messenger RNA of Entelurus aequoreus (snake pipefish), 3455 nucleotides long. RefSeq names its product gastrula zinc finger protein XlCGF57.1-like. The coding region runs from base 1566 to 3209 and encodes 547 amino acids. Lineage: Eukaryota; Metazoa; Chordata; Actinopteri; Syngnathiformes; Syngnathidae. Gene Ontology annotation, cellular component: nucleus. Gene Ontology annotation, biological process: regulation of transcription by RNA polymerase II. The transcript has 3 exons. Gene Ontology annotation, molecular function: DNA-binding transcription activator activity, RNA polymerase II-specific; RNA polymerase II cis-regulatory region sequence-specific DNA binding. The record is from RefSeq and is a predicted model, not a curated record.